AUUUGAUUCGAAUAUGGUUUGCUCAUUGACCAUAGCAUCAAGAAUUCAUCGAUCGCGAUUGACCAGUGUCUAUCAUCAAUGGUUUACGAUGAGCAUGAUGAAUACCUCGUCAUUAUCAUCGGAAGUAAAACUAGAUAAAUAUGAUCAAAGCCAAAUUGAUUUGCUCAAUGAAAAAUGCAUUCUGGUCGACGAAAAUGAUCAAGUGAUUGGCAGUGAAUCGAAAAAAGCCUGCCAUUUGAUGACCAAUAUUGACAAUGGUCUUUUACAUCGUGCCUUCAGUGUUUUGAUAUUCGAUUCAAAUCGACGAUUUCUUCUGACACAAAGAUCAGACAAGAAAAUCACAUUUCCCGGUUAUUAUACCAAUACUUGUUGUAGUCAUCCGUUGUAUACACCGUUAGAAAUGGAAUCGGACGAUGCUAUCGGUGUCAAACGUGCCGCUCAACGGCGUCUUCAACUGGAAUUGGGUAUCAAUCCGUUAGAGAUACCGCUGUCCGAAAUGAAAUUCAUGACUCGUUUUUUGUACAAAGCACCAUCCAACGAUAUCUGGGGUGAACAUGAAGUUGAUUAUGCAUUGAUCGUUCAUCGUGAUGUCAACGUUAAUCCCGAUCCAGAUGAAGUAAAAUCCUAUCGAUUUGUUGGCCGUGAUGAAUUGCUACCAUUUUUGGAUGCUGAAAAUGAACGUGGUUCACCUACUACACCAUGGUUCCGGAUAAUGUUGGAUAAAUUCUUUUUCAAAUGGUGGGAUAAUCUUGAUAAUCUAGAUCAAUUUGUUGAGCCGGAUAAAGUUUACAAACUUUAGUUAUUUUUACCAAAAAAAAAAUUACAAAAAUUGUUUAUGACGACUGCAUUCAUCGCCACUGGAUGGCACCACUAUUUUUAUUUUGAAAUUUUUUAUU
Messenger RNA from Dermatophagoides pteronyssinus (European house dust mite), 896 nucleotides. It is a transcript of the gene Idi, whose product is annotated as Isopentenyl-diphosphate delta isomerase. NCBI's taxonomy places the organism in Eukaryota, Metazoa, Arthropoda, Arachnida, Sarcoptiformes, Pyroglyphidae. Gene Ontology annotation, cellular component: cytoplasm. Gene Ontology annotation, biological process: isopentenyl diphosphate biosynthetic process; isoprenoid biosynthetic process. The record is from RefSeq and is a predicted model, not a curated record. Gene Ontology annotation, molecular function: isopentenyl-diphosphate delta-isomerase activity.